Molecule: messenger RNA, 3346 nt
Organism: Ostertagia ostertagi
Lineage: Eukaryota; Metazoa; Nematoda; Chromadorea; Rhabditida; Trichostrongylidae
Source: the annotation of a GenBank genome assembly
AUGCAGUUCAGCCUCGUGAGCCCGCGCACCCAGACCAAGGCCCCGUUCUGCCUCGGCUUCGCCUUCCGCCGCGGCGACGUGCCCGCCGGCAGCAUCGUCACGUCGAACCUGGCGGCCCUGCAGGUGACGCCGCGCACCACCUGGCCCGAUGGUUCGCUGAAGUUCGCCCAGGUGGCCGGCUUUGCCGACCUGACGGCCAAUGUGCUGUCCACCGUGCGUCUGCGUGCCUCCGCCAACGACGGGCGGGUCAUUUCGGCCCUCGGCCUCGCCGACCUCAAGAAGACCGGGCUGACCGCCGAGGUCAGCGCCGGCAGCUUCGGCACCGCCGCCUUCGCCGGCGCCGACUGGGACACGCCGCACACCACCUGGGUCAGCGGCCCGCAGAUGUCGUCGUGGGUGUUCCGCAAGCCGGUCGGCAGCGACCCGCACCUCGUCGCGUGGCUGGAAGUGCGCCUGUACGCCGGUGGCGCCGUCGAGGUGCUGCCGUGGGUGGAGAACGGCUACCUGAUGGUGGCCGCACCGGUGAGCAAGGCCGCGGUGUUCAGCUUCAAGCUGGGCGGCGCGCAGCGCUUCUCGGCCUCCAUCGACCUGCCGCACCACUGCCGCACGCCGCUCAUCAGCGGCACGGCGCUGUCCUACUGGCUGGGCACCGACCCCGACAUCACCCCCCGCCACGACCUCGCCUACCUCCAGGCGACCGAGCAGGUGCCGACGUACAGCGCCCGCGUCGCCCCGUCGGCGGCCGUCGCGCAGGGGCUGGCCACGACCUGGUCGCCGCUGGACAAGGCCAACCUCAACUACUACGCCGACAGCAUGCGCUCGCCCGGCUACCAGUCGCCGAUCGGCCUGCUGCCGGAACACGACGUGCUGUACCUGACUUGCGAGAGCCCCGCGACCUACGGCGCCGUCGUGCGCAACGGCUACGCGUCCGGCCGCUACGGCAUGCAUUACCGCGACGAGAAGACGCAGCGCCCCAUCCGCUUCUCGCAGUACCCCAACCUCGCGCUGGCGCAGCGGUUCAGCGGCUUCUACGACCAGGGCGGUUCCACCCGCGGCCAGUACACCCCGACCGCGACCGGCACGGCGCCCGUCAGCUGGGACUGCGCGCACAGCCCGGCCAUCGGCUACCUGGCCUACCUCGUCACGGGGCGCUUCUAUUUCAUGGAGGCCGUGCAGUUUGCCGCGACCUUCAACUACCUCGGCAAGGGCGACGCCGACCCGCUGCGCAAGGGUGCGCUCGGGCUGGUGCAGUCCUGUGUCGGGGCGUGGCAGGUGCGUGCCGCGGCCUGGCAAUGGCGCACGCUCACGAUGGCGCUGAACAUCACGCCCGACAGUGACGCCACGCUCAAGGACGAGUUCCUGACCAGCGUGCAGGCCAACAUCGAUCACUACCACUCCAUCUACGUCGCGCAGCCGAACAACCCGUUCGGCUGGGUGCAGGGCGAGAGCUACAACAGCAGCGGUCCGUACUUCGACGCCUCCUGGAUGCAGGACUUCGUCACGGCCGCCUGGGGCUUCUCGCUGAGCGUCGGCCUGCCGGUGCCGGCGGCCGCAGCCACGAAGAUGGAAGCCUUCUUCCGCUGGAAGGCACGCACGGCCGUCAUGCGCCUGGGGCCGGCCAGCGGCUUCUGGUACAUCAACGGUGCCCCGUACACGAUGAGCGUGUCGCCGGUGCAGGUGCCCGACUUCCAGACCGGCAAGGGGCCGUGGCACACGUCGGACGCCCAGGUGUACGCCACGACCUACGCCACCCCGCAGCCGUGGAUGAGCAAGGUCGAGGGUCAACUCGCGGCUGAGAUCCUCCCGGGCGAGCGUGCGAUGUGGGGCAACCUGAUGCCCGCCAUCAGCUAUGCCGUGCGUCAUGGCGUGCCGGGCGCGACGGCUGCGUGGCAGCGCCUCACGCAGGCCAGCAAUUUCCCCGCACUGCGCGAUGCCUUCCACACGGCGCCCGUGUGGUCGGUGGCGCCGGCGCGCAUCACGCCCGCCUGGCUGGCCGGCAAGCCGCUCGGUCAGUGGAUCGAGAUCCCGAACACCGCGGGUGCCGGCGGCUCGGCCGUCGAUGCCUUCUGCGGCAUGGCCGUCAACGACCUGACCAGCGAACCCGACGUAGUUGCCGGCCGACAGUGUGUCCGCCACGACGUAGCGGAAGGCGAACCGCACGGAGUGCGUGCCGAAGAGGUUGUCCAGGCUUUCGGUCUGCUGGGCCCAGCCGGUGUCCGAGCUCGACGCGUAGGUGUUCAGCAGGAUGAAGUCGGCCAAGUUGGUGGUGUUGCCGGCCAACGUGUAGUAGACCUCGACGGUGUCGAGGAAGCCGUCGCCGAACAGGCGCAGGGAAUAGUCGAUGCGCAGCCGCCCGUUCUCCGUGACGACGGGGGUGAACAGCCAGUUGCUGAUCGUGCCGCCAUCGAUGUCAGCAUUCAGGAAGUUGGCGCCGAUGUGCGAACCGGCCGCACCAUCGGCCGAGCCCAGCGCGACAUUGCCCUGGAACCAGGACGUCGUGCCCGGCGGCGUGCUGAGGUUGCGGAUCGCCCAGCCCUUGCCGGCAAGCGUCGACACGUCGUCGAAGCCUUCCGUGACCACGAGAUCGGCCAUGCUGACGCUGGAGGCCGCGACGGCGACGACGCCGGCGAGCAGUUUGCUGAUCUUCAUCGACAGUCCUUGUUGAAAGCCAUCACAGGAGGAUCGGCACGCCGCCUGUUGCGUGCUGGCCGACCGAUGCCGAAAACCAGGAUAGAGAGGCCCCCCGGUGAUGCCUACCCCCGCACCUGCGGGGGCGUGCCCGCGCUCCCGGGAGCGCGUGCCAUGCGCCCAGGGCAUACCCCUAUCGGACGCCCGCCACGGCGAGCUGGCCGCGCCGGGUUCCUCCGUGCAAACCCGGCGUCAGGACGAGCGCCGGCCCAUCCAGCGCAGCACCAGCCACAGGUUCACGAAGCCGCCGAUGACGGGCAGCAACGCCACCGCCGUGGCGAUGAUGCGCACCACACCGCCCAGGCCCAGCGACGGCGCCACCGUGAACACGCCCGCAGCGCCCGUCAGCGACAGCGCCCAGGACAGCACGAAGAAAGCCGUGCUCUUCACGCCGGUCAGCGGCACGAUGACGACGGCGGCUGCGCCCAGCAGCAGCGCGACAUGGCCGAGCGUCAGGCCCGGUCGCGCGGGCGCCGGGGAGGGCGGCUCGGCCGUGCGCUUGCCGGCGUCGGGGCCGUUCUUCCAGCGUUCCACGCCGGUGUCGACCUGGCCGGCCAGCACCUUGCGCCGCCGGGCCGACAGCAGCGCGACCAACUGCCCCGGCGCCUCCAGUUGCUGCGCCAGCGCGAAGGAUUCCUGCAGGCUGCCCGCCAUGACG